AUGAAGGAUUCAAAUUCAAAGAAAGAGGGUUCAGUUUCAAAAUCAAUGACCGUAGAAGACCGAUACAGUCAAUGGAAGUCUCUCGUCCCCGUCCUCUACGACUGGCUUGCCAACCACAACCUCGUCUGGCCUUCGCAAUCCUGCCGUUGGGGUUCUCUCGUCGAUCGUGCAACCUACAAGAAUCGCCACCGUUUGUAUCUAUCGGAGCAGACUGACGGAACUGUUCCGAAUACCCUGGUUAUCGCUAAUUGUGAAAUUGUUAAACCUAGGGUUGCUGCUGCCGAACAUAUUUCGCAGUUUAACGAAGAGGCGAGGUCGCCGUUUGUUAAGAAGCAUAAGACUAUUGUUCAUCCUGGCGAGGUUAAUAGAAUUAGGGAAUUUCCGCUGGAUAUGAAUAUUAUUGCGACUCAUACUGAUAGUCCUCAUGUACUGAUUUGGAACGUUGAAACUCAGCCUAAUCGGAAUGCUGUUUUGGGGGCUCCUACUUCUGUUCCAGACUUGGUAUUAACUGGGCACAAAGACAAUGCUGAAUUUGCACUGGCCAUGUGUUCAACUGAGCCCUUUGUUCUUUCUGGAGGUAGGGACAAACAUGUGGUGUUAUGGAGUAUUCAUGACCACAUUGCAACUUUAGCUACAGAAGCAGGACCUGAUGCUAAACAGGGAUCUAAUGUUGGGGGAAGUGGUGAGAAAACUGCAGAAAGUCCUUCUGUUGGACCAAGGGGCAUCUACCGAGGCCAUAAAGACACUGUUGAAGAUGUGCAAUUUUGCCCGUCAAGUGCACAAGAGUUCUGCAGUGUAGGUGAUGAUUCUUGUCUCAUACUCUGGGACGCUCGUGUUGGAACUACUCCAGCUGUUAAGGUUGAGAAGGCACAUGAUGGAGAUGUGCACUGUGUUGAUUGGAAUACUCAUGACAUAAAUUUAAUUCUGACUGGUUCUGCUGACAAUUCAGUUCGCAUGUUUGAUCGCCGGAAGCUAAGUGGUCACAGGGUUGGGUCUCCUAUUUAUAAAUUUGAAGGCCAUGAUGCACCAGUCCUUUGUGUACAGUGGUGUCCUGCUAAAUCAUCUGUAUUUGGAAGUGGUGCUGAAGAUGGCAUUGUAAACAUCUGGGACCAUGACAAGAUUGGUAAAACAUCUGCUGAUCCAACUGUAUCACAGGCUUCCCCUGGUUUGUUCUUUCGUCAUGCUGGUCACAGAGAUAAGGUUGUGGACUUUCAUUGGAAUGCAGCUGAUCCAUGGACAAUUGUUAGUGUCUCGGAUGACUGUGCUAGCACUGGGGGAGGUGGCACCCUACAGAUUUGGCGGAUGAUGGAUCUUAUUUAUCGGCCAGAGGAGGAAGUGAUGGCUGAGCUGGAUUCGUUCAAGACUCAUAUCUUAGGAUGUGGCACUGAAAAUCUGAACAAAUAA
This is a messenger RNA of Vicia faba (fava bean), 1404 nucleotides long. The record is from the annotation of a GenBank genome assembly. Lineage: Eukaryota; Viridiplantae; Streptophyta; Magnoliopsida; Fabales; Fabaceae.